Messenger RNA from Thalassophryne amazonica, 8017 nucleotides. It is a transcript of the gene apc2, whose product is annotated as APC regulator of WNT signaling pathway 2. Gene Ontology annotation, biological process: Wnt signaling pathway; negative regulation of microtubule depolymerization; positive regulation of protein catabolic process. NCBI's taxonomy places the organism in Eukaryota, Metazoa, Chordata, Actinopteri, Batrachoidiformes, Batrachoididae. Gene Ontology annotation, cellular component: cytoplasmic microtubule; beta-catenin destruction complex; catenin complex. Gene Ontology annotation, molecular function: gamma-catenin binding; microtubule binding; beta-catenin binding. The record is from RefSeq and is a predicted model, not a curated record.
GGCCACUUUAGAGUCUGAAGAUGGCCAAGGCCACAGCUUCCUAUGACCAGCUGGCUCAUCAGGUGGAGGCACUCCGCAAGGAGAACUCUCAUCUGAGGAGGGAGCUGGAGGACAACUCCCAUCACCUGUCCAAGCUGGAGACAGAGACGACUGGCAUGAAGGAGGUGCUCAAGCAGCUGCAGAAUAAACUGGAUCAAGAGGCUGGAACCCUGGCCUCCUCGGGGAGAAGCGAUGUUCUACAUCAACUCCAAGAAUUGCACAUGGAUCUCACCAACUACUACGAACUCAAACAUCAGCAGCACAACCUGAGACUGCUGCCAGAUGGCCUGGGAGGGGUCGGGACAGCAGGCAUUGAUGGCGGGGGCUUGGAUGAGCAUCCAGCUUUGCCAAAUUCCUCUUGCUCCUCCUUGGCAUUGGGCGUUGGCAGGGCCAGAAGUCCCCUUGGUGCUUCUUCCCGUCAGAGCACAGCACCUGGGGCGGGUACUGCCAUCAUGCUACCACAUCACUUUCUUGAUGGAGCCCCACCCAAUACAGCAGUGAUCGCCGACACAGACGGGCGAAACAGUGAUCAUCAUCUGGAGGAGCUGUAUAAGGAGAGGAACCUUCUGCUGGGGGAGAUUGACCGUGAAGAGAGGGAGCAUUGCUGGUACUUCCGACAGUUGGAGGCACUAUCACAAAGGUUGGCCCACCUUCCCCGCAUCGACAUGUUCUCGCUGCAGAUGGAUCUGAUCCGUCAGCAGCUGGAGUUUGAAGCCCAGCAGGUCCGAUCUGUCAUGGAGGAGCGCUUUGGCACCAGUGACGAGAUGGUUCAGAGGACACAGAUCCGUGUUGCUCGCUUGGAGCAGUUGGAGAAGGAGUUGCAGGAGGCCCGAGGGAACCAGGAGAACCAACUGCAGCUGUCUGGCACUGAGAAGCCACCUGCUGGAGAGCCAGAGAACAACAUUCUAUCAGGUGCUGCAGCAAGAACAGAAGCUCCUGCAGAUGGAGGCAAUAAGAUGGAGAUGGUCUUCUGGCUUCUGUCCAUGCUGGCUAACCGGGACAAAGAAGAGAUGUCUCGGACACUGCUAGCCCUGUCAAGCUCUCAAGACAGCUGCAUUGCUAUGCGAAAGUCUGGGUGCGUUCCUCUCCUAGUCCAGAUCCUUCAUGAAGCUCCAAGUAGCGAUUCCAAGGAGACUUUAAUAGGUGGCACAACAGGGUGCAGCAGGGAGGCCAAGUCCAGGACCAGUGCUACUCUGCACAACAUCAUCUACUCUCAGCCAGAUGAAGGCCAAGCCCGCAGGGAGAUGAGGGUGCUUCAUAUGCUGGAACAGAUCCGAAGCUACUGCGACAGUGGCUGGGACUGGAUAGAGAGCCACACUGGUACCCCAUCACCUGCAGGAGCCAAAACCACAGAAAUCCCUGAGCCUGUGGACCCUCAGAUAUGCCAGGCCAUGUGUGCCAUCAUGAAGCUUUCCUUUGAAGAGGAGUACCGACGAGCCAUGAAUGAACUAGGUGGACUUCAGGCAGUGGCUGACCUGAUUCACCUGGACCAGGAUAUGUUCGGGAUGCAGAAUGAUCCCAUCAACAUGGCUCUGCGCCGCUACGCAGGGAUGGCUCUGACUAACCUCACAUUCGGGGAUGUUGCCAAUAAGGCCACUCUGUGCUCAAGGAAGAGCUGCCUGCAUGCGCUGGUGGCACAGCUGGCAUCAGACAGCGAAGACCUGCACCAGGUCGUCUCCAGCAUCGUCAGAAACCUGUCCUGGAGAGCAGACAUCAGCAGCAAGAGAGUCCUCAGAGACAUCGGCUGUGUGUCUGCGCUCAUGACCUGUGCGCUACAGGCGACAAAGGAGUCCACGCUAAAGAGUCUUCUGAGCGCUCUCUGGAACCUCUCGGCACAUAGUAUCGACAACAAGAUGAUGAUCUGUUCGGUGGACGGCGCCCUGGGCUUCCUGGUCAGCACACUGACCUACCGCUGCCAGACCAACUCUUUGGCCAUCAUUGAGAGCGGUGGGGGUAUUCUCCGAAAUGUAUCCAGUCUGGUUGCCACACGAGAAGACUAUAGGCAAAUCCUCAGAGAUCACAACUGCCUCCAGACUCUGCUGCAGCACCUGCGCUCCCACAGUCUGACCAUUGUCAGCAAUGCAUGUGGGACUCUUUGGAACCUAUCUGCUCGAAGUCCCAAAGACCAGGAACUACUCUGGGACCUUGGAGCUGUUUGCAUGCUGCGCAACCUUAUCCACUCAAAACACAAGCUGAUUGCAAUGGGAAGUGCGGCAGCAUUAAGGAACCUUCUCUCUAAUCGACCACUGAAGUAUAAGGAUGCAGCAGUUGUGUCCCCUGGCUCCUGCAUGCCCUCACUCUACAUGAGGAAACAGAAGGCUCUGGAGGCAGAGCUAGAUACCAAGCACCUAGCAGAGACUUUUGAUACCCUAGAGAAACAGAGUCCAAAGCAUCUAAGCCUCAACAAGCCGCUAAGGCACAUUGAGAGUCUAGCAAAAGAUUAUGCAUCAGAUUCUGGCUGCUUUGAUGACGAUGAGGCCCCAAAUAUCUCCAGCAGCUUGGACACUGGGAGCUUCUCCAUGUUGUCAAUGUUUCUCACAAACUCCAACUUUGUGCAAAAUCAAACACGCAAGAGAGACAGUGAGCCUGAGAGAGACAUAGACCCAGUAGAAAUAGUGGUUAAGAGACACACACCUGCUGAUGAUGUAUCUGCAGCUGCAGAGAAGCUAGCUAAAAAGAUCACCAGUACUGUUGCCAAAAUUGACAGGCUAGUGGAAGACAUUACCCUGCAUACAUCUUCUGAGGAUAGUUUAAGCCUCAGCUCUGAGGACCACCUGGCAGACUGGCCUUAUGGCCUGGAUGAGUUAAAUGAAGCCCAGGCAACUUCAUUCUCCCCAUGCCACCUCUCUGAUACAAGCAGCUUGGCCACUAGGGACCGCCUUAGUAGAGUUCACCCCUUAAUGCGACUCAGAACUGCCCACACAAGUGUAUCAACAGACAGCCUAAACAGCGGCAGUACUAGCGACGGUUACGGUGGUGGCAAAGGUCAAAUGUACCACACUCCAAAAACUCUAAACAACCAACAACGCCCCAACCAACUUGAUCUCAAAGUUUCUCAUCCAGAACACCUUAAUGCAAAGAACACUCUCCUCAUUGAGACAGGAGAGCAAGAUAUACCAGAGAGAGAUUCUGGGAACAACAAAGAUGCAAAAGUUCUUGAACUCAGCCAUAACCUUAACGUGGAAAGGAAUCAGGAUCUUCACUUACAAACACCCAUCAGUGCAUCCACUAAAGUUUCCUCUGAUGUUAGCAUGGCUUCCGUUAAACUAUCACCAUCUUAUCAACAGGUUCCCCUCAUUCAGAGUGUGGCAAAAUUUGGUGUAGCAAAGACAACAAUCAAUGUUCAAGCUGCCCAAGCAAUGAGAAGGCAAGCAUGGGUACCAACUGCAAUGACUGGUGGAAGUAUUACCAAAUUUUCUCCAGUAUCAUCCAGUAGAAGUCCAAUCAUUGGAUCUAUGGAGACAGUCCAAAAAUACUCUGUGGAGAACACACCAAUCUGCUUUUCUCGUUGCAGCUCGCUGUCCUCACUUUCGUCUGGUGAUGGAGCACUGGAUGCACAAAGUGAAAAUGAGCUUGAGAGUGACUCAUCUUUAGAAAUAAUUGAAGUGGAUGAUGGAGAAGAGGUCAAAAAAGUUGUAGAGGAUGAGACAUUGGAAGAUCUCAGUGACAGCCAGCUGCUUAUAACAGACUCUAAAACAUUUCCAAGCAAAGAGACAGAUUCUUUUGAGAUCCCCUGUCCUGCUAAAAGGGAAAAAGUGUUCCUAAAGGGUACUUCAUCAGCCAUAUUUGAAGACAGGUCUCCUUCUAGUUCAUCUGAGAACUACAUCCAUGAAACACCCUUAAUGAUGAGCCGAUGUAGCUCAGUCAGUUCACUGGGGAGCUUUGAGUCUCCUUCUAUUGCUAGUUCAAUACAAAGUGAUCCAUGCAGUGAGAUGAUUGAUGGGACAAUAAGCCCCAGUGAUCUUCCAGAUAGCCCAGGACAAACAAUGCCUCCUAGUCGAAGCAAGACACCAUGCUGCGCUGAAUCGAAUGUACCAGAAAUACAAACCACAGGAAUAGCAGGUCAGUGGGAAAGUAGCUUGCAAAGGUUCAUGGAAAUCACAGAUCCCAAGGAGAGGUUAAACCUUCCCCCUGACCUGGACACCAUGAUCUACUUCACUGUGGAAAAGCCCACUGAGAACUUUUCUUGUGCCUCAAGCUUGAGUGCAUUACCACUUCAUGAACACUAUAUACAGAAAGAUGUAGAGCUGAAAUUGACCCCCCUUCUCCAACAAAGUGAGAAAAAUCUUCUAAUUCCCGAUGAAGAAGCACAUGGUCCAGAACAGGCUGAGAGAUAUAGUGAGGGCAACUCAGACGAUGACAUAGAAAUCUUGAAGGAAUGCAUCAACUCAGCAAUGCCCUCCAAGUUCAGAAAAGUAAGACCUUCCUUGAUGACCACAAUUCACCCUCAUAUUCUGAAUUCCCAGAUGCGAAAACCAAUACAUCUUCCUCUGUACAUGAUGCUCCCAAAUGGCAAAACCCAAAUGUAUCCUGGAAAGAGAAUUGUAAUCGCACAAAAAGAGUUAAAAUUUGAUGAUUCAUCUUUCACAGACUCUGCUGAAGGCACUCCUGUCAACUUCUCAAGCACAACAUCAGUAAGUGAUGAAACACUCCACUAUCCACUGAAAGACAGGGGGGCUAAAGACUGCUCAGCUAAAGGUAUAAUAAAUAAAGAGGAACUCAAUGAUGAGGCAAAGAGGAUUGAAGACUUGAGGAUAUUUUCACACUUCCACAAACCCAACAGAAUCAACUAUCACCCUGAUACACGAUGUGGUCAAAUGAACCCAACGAGCAAACAUGUUGUUCCCACUCAGAGGGUGCUGAUGCAGAGCAAGGAAGUAGCUGAUAGAGUCAGCCAAAGAAACCGUGAUCAAUCUCCCAACCAACACAAAAAGAGGCAUGAUCAAGAAUCUUCCAGAAAACUGGAACUGCCCAUUAUUAAACGAAACACUGAAAGCACCAUUAAUCUAGGAUCACAAAAGCAAAACACAGCCUUUCAAAAAAUGACAUAUUCAGAAGACAAUAGCUGCUUCCAUAACAACCAAAAUGACAAAGACAAGUCAAUGAAAUGCAUAAGCAGAAACCAGGUCAAGGACGCAAUUGGAAAUACUCUAUCUCAUAGCAUGACUAAUGUUGGCAGGAUAGGUCAUUUGCAAUUGAAGCCCAGGGGGUUUCACUGGAUAAAACAGAACCUAAUAAAGGAUGAAUCCCUGGCUUGUUAUUCGCUCAGUUCCUCUCUUAGUUCGCUGAGUGAUGCAGAGUUUGAGGGCCAUAAAUCAAAAGCACAGCAAGUAUGGUACAAAAACAGACUCAAAAAAUCAAUGAAUAUGGUACCACAAACUAAAUCUGUAACUAUUCAGAACCAAUAUGAAGAACAAAGUUCACCAAGCUCUGUCAGCAUGGAUUCUGAGGAUGACCUGCUUCAGAAAUGCAUAACAUCUGCCAUGCCCAAGCAGAGAAGGAAGCUUGCUGUCAGAAAGAAGAAAGCUGAGAUUACCCACAAACAAAAAAAUUUGCAGAAGGUCCCCGAUGGUUGGAACAUGGAUGAGGAAGUGGACAGUGAUGACACUACUUGGGACAAAGACUCAGACUUGAACAGCACUGAAUGGAGAGCCAUACAGGAAGGUGCCAAUUCUGUUGUCACUGGGUUACAGGCAACAAAGUCUCAGGAGCCAUCAUCUGAAGAGACUGAGUCAGUCCUUUCAUUUAUGUCAACAUCCAGCUUCACACCCAAAGAAAGAAAGUUUGCUAAAGACAAAAAGGCAAAUAAACCACUGGACUUCGCCCAGCGUAAGCCAGUUCCAAAUUUACCAGUGGUCUUUAGAGGCAGGACAGUGAUAUACACACCGAAAAAAGAGACUGCUCUGUCACAAAGGCCACCUCCCAGAAAGAUACCAGCCAAGCAAGAUGUCCCAAAGAAUCCAAGUCUUGCUCAGCAUAGAUCAAAGAGCCUUCACAGAUUAGGCCAACCCCUGGACACUGAACUGUCUUUGCCAAAGAGGAGCUCCACUCCACCUCCAAGGAUACCAAAAAGUUCAUCUUCUGGAUCAUCACAAAGCUCUACACCAUCCAAACAGUCACAGAAGAAGUUGGCAUCUCCUACUCAGACAAAUAAGGCAGUUGAGAAAAAGAAUGCCACACCAGCAAGUAGUCCACCAACUUGCAGUCUCAACGAAAGAAAAGGACGCUCUCCAGCCAUGAAUCAUGGUGGAAAAACCCCACCACCUAAAACUCAGAAAUCUCCUGUCCGAAUCCCUUUUAUGCAGUGUUCUGCAAGACAGCCCAGACCUCUAUCACCAUUGGUAACAAACCAGACAAAAAGACAAAGCAAUCAAGUCAGUGGGAAAAGGGUUCUGCCUGCCAAUCAGUUUGACUUGGUCAGGAUGUCUUCAGUUCAUUCAAGUGGUGGGGAUUCUGAUCACAGUGGGUUCUUGCGACAACUAACAUUCAUUAAGGAAUCAAAGACUGUGUUGAAACGUGAGGGCUCUUCAUGCAACAUGCAUGGCUCUCCACAUGGAUCUCCCCGCAAAGCAGUACCAAAAGCUCCUGCAGUCUUUCUUUGCUCAUCUCGCUGUCAGGAACUGAAAGCAGUUGUCCAUGCCCCAAGAAGGAUACAAGGAAAAGGACCAGGACAAGCACAGCAUGACCACAGGCCAAACUCAGUCUUCCCAAUGAAGACAUAUCCUACCAGAGAACCCUCCAAUGAAAGAGACCUAUCCAUAAGACGUCCAACGAGAAGAACUAGCUCUGAAAGCCCUUGUAGGGUGGCUCAAAGAAAUGGCCCUGACCAGAUAUCUGGGGUAAAGCAACUGCAAGACAAAGACACCUUUAAACGUCAUGCCUCAUCACCAAGCAUAAACAUAUUGAACCGAGUGACCAGCCGUUCUUCCCUUCAUUCUUCGUCCUCUGAUUCAAGUGGAAAAGCAAAGAGUGAAGCUGACAGAAAUAAAAAAGGGCAAAGAUCUGGCUCUUGGCUAAAUGACAGAGUCACUUGGAGGAGGAUCAGAGACAAAGAUGUGCCGUAUAUCUUGAAAAACACACUUCCAUCUAAUGCACUGCCUCUGGUGCCUUCUUCUGAUGAGGAAAAAACAAAGCCACCGGUUCUUCCACGAAAGCUGCCAACCGUUUUACUUGCCUCACGCAAGACAAGUGAUGCAACGGUCCAAACUGAUGAUUUAUCAAAUAAGAUUAACUCAAGCACCUCUCCAACAGUUGACACAGCUCCAGUUACCUCAGAAGAGAUAGCAAGACUAGCUCUUCUGAGAAACAUGAGUACCACCUUUGUGAAUAACUUCCAAGAUGGAGAUUCAGAAGGGUCACUGAGGAGUCACAGCACUGUCUCUAUGGGAACAGACAGCCAUGUGAGUGGAGUUGUACAUUUCCGCCAGGGAUCUCCCAGCAAGGCCGCCCGAAUCACUCCAUUCAAUUAUAUCCCAAGCCCCAUGGCAUGCUGCCUGCAAGAUGUCAGUCAAGCAGCUACGAUCAAUGAGAAGUCAGGGGAAAAAAAUGACUCAUAAGAUGUUUGAUUCCCUUAGGAGAAAAGACUUCCUGAAAGACUUGACACUUGGGAAGACAAACAAGGAGAGUAUGCUAGUCCUUAUACCUCGGGUAUUGGCCCUUCUCCAUUUGUGUUUGAACAUAUUUCGCCAAAAUGAUCGUAGCUUUCCUCUACCACCAUAUACUUCAAGUGGCUAAUUUCACAUGAAGAAGUGGGGUACUUUUUUGUACUUUUUGUAUUUGUAGACUUGCCUGCUAGAAAUGUAGUGACAGCAUAAAACAAAAGACAAUUUCAUUUCAACACAUAAAUCACCGUGAAAUGUUAAGGUCUGACUGAUUUAAAAACAAACAAACAAAAAACCAUUUACCUGAAAAGGUACAAAGUGUUGAAGUUAUGUAAAAGAACAUGAUAAACUGAGGUAUAAAGUUUUUUUUUUUUUAA